Molecule: messenger RNA, 1287 nt
Organism: Calliphora vicina (urban bluebottle blowfly)
Lineage: Eukaryota; Metazoa; Arthropoda; Insecta; Diptera; Calliphoridae
Product: arrestin domain-containing protein 3-like
Exons: 4
Coding region: 124-1287 (387 amino acids)
Biological process (GO): protein transport
Cellular component (GO): cytoplasm
Source: RefSeq, a predicted model, not a curated record
CUAUUUGGUUUUGUUUUAUUAAUUAAGAAAUAAUUUAAUUUAAAAAAAAAAAUAAUAUGACAGCAUAAAUAUUACUACUUAUAUGUAUUUAGUCUGAAAACUAUAAGUAGAUUUAGUAAAAUAAUGCCAUCAACAUGUGAAUUUCAAUUGAACAAUUCCAAUGCAGUUUACUACAGUGGAGAAGUUGUUAGCGGUGCGAUUGUCUUAAAGACUUUAUUUGCCAAAGAUGUAAGAGACAUACGCUUAAUUUUUCGUGGCGAGGGAAAAGUAAGUUGGACCGAAACUGAAAGUCGAAAACAUUCGGAUGGUACGAGGACUAAUGAGUCGGUCAACUUUAUAGCUAACGAAGUGUACAUGGACAAUACGACAACGGUUCAUGACGAAGGAAUCCUACGUCCUGGUACAUAUACAUACAGAUUUGAAAUACCUCUACCUGAAGAAACUCCCACAGCUUGUGAGGGACGUUAUGGUCAUAUACGCUACAUAUUGGCUCUAAUGCUAAGGAGACCAUCUUGUUUCGAUAAUACAUUUAGUAAACCAUUGACUGUAAUUAAAUCGCAAGAUUUAAAUUUAAAUCCCGAUUUUAGGAUUCCUAUCGUAACUGAGAAUAUUGUUAAUUCCUGCUGUUGGUCCUGUUUGAGCGGUAACAUUAAUACCAUACUCAAAGUUCCCUUUGGUGGCUAUGCAAUUGGUCAAAGAGUCAAAUUCUCGGUGAUAAUCCAAAAUCACUCAAUGACCGAUAUCCAUAGCUAUACCAUAGAAUUUAUUCGCAGAAUGACAUUUACCGCUCGUUCACCCCAUCAACGAAGACGCCACGAUUUAACAAUUUUACAUACAAAGAUAUAUGAUAAUCGCUGUAAACCUUGGACGAUGAGUAAUUUCGAUGGCGAUUUUCCUAUUGUCUCUACACCACCCAGCACUGAAGGUGAUAGUAUUUUACGUGUAGGUUAUUCUUUAAAGGUGACCUUUCAUAUGGGUGGUUUUAGUGCAAAUAAUAAUAAUAAUAGUCUAAGUUUACCAAUAUUUAUUGGUGAUGUGCCAUUGAGAGAGAGUUUUGUGACAUCGGAAGACAUGGAAAGUGAUAGAUUUAUUGAUGCUGCUCCUACAGCACCCGAACUAUUUUCGGAUGACCCCGAUUUGCCACCAAGUUAUCAGGAAUUAUGUCCUCCUUCUUUCGAAGAAGCUAUACGCAGUGGUUCUCCGUUUAUUGACAUUGAUAAAGAUGAGCACAAUCGUCAUAUUGGUUUCAGGCCCUUAUAUCCCAUGUAUUCUCAAAGUGAUGAUUAG